Molecule: messenger RNA, 1241 nt
Organism: Drosophila bipectinata
Lineage: Eukaryota; Metazoa; Arthropoda; Insecta; Diptera; Drosophilidae
Gene: TwdlG
Product: TweedleG
Source: RefSeq, a predicted model, not a curated record
CAGUUAAGCUUUUCGCCUCAUCAGCAGGCCAGAUUCGUGAGCGACAUUUUCGAGUCAGCGGCUUAUAAGUCCGGGCAGCCAGUGAUUAGCAUUUAGUCGAAUUUUGAUUGCCAAGGGUCCAGGUACCUCAGAGACAUCUCAAUCUCAGUCUCAAUCUCCAUUGGAAAUGCGUGUCUUUAUUGUUUCUUGCCUUCUGGGCCUGACGGUGGCUGCGCCCCAAGGAUACAGCUACAGUCAAGUCCAACAGCAGCAGCCAUCCGCGCCCCUGCAGCUGCCCGGAAUUCCCCAGAUUCCCCAGAUUGCCAGCUUUGCCGAGCAGACUCUGCUUCAGCAGGCUCUACAGGCCCCCAAGGUGCAGCAGGUGUUGUCCGGCGGCAGUGCCAGCUACUCCACGGCCCCCCAGCAGUACCAGACGCAGCCUCAGCAGUACCAGCAGCAGCCUACGCAGCUAACCGGCAACUUUGCUUACAACGCCCUGCCCCAGCAACAGAGCUACCAGCCGCAACAACAGCAGCAGCAACAGCACCUGGUCUCCAAGGACAUAUAUGUGCAUGUACCGCCAGCUGAGGAGCCCGAGGAGCGGUACCCUCAGCCCGUCCUUUCUCCGGCACCUCCUCGCAAGCACUACCGCAUUGUGUUCAUCAAGGCGCCCACGCCCAGCGUGAGUAAGGCGGCUCUGCGCAUCAAGCAGGCUCCCGUGGAGGAGAAGACCAUCAUCUACGUCCUGACCAAGAAGCCCGAUCCCCUGGACCUGCAGACGGCCAUCGAGGAGAUCGCCCCCAAGCAGCCCAGCAAGCCGGAGGUCUUCUUCAUCAAAUACAAGACCCAGGAGGAAGCAGCACAUGCGCAGCGCACCAUCCAAGCUCAAUAUGACCAGCUUGGAGGUACCUCCCAGGUCUCUGAUGAGGGGAUCGCACCCGUGACUUCGGUCAUUGGUGUCCUGGACAACCCAGCUACCGGAAACGCUGCCCUCGGGGGUCUGACGGGCGGCAGCCUGGCCAGCAAGUACCUGCCCGCCCACCUGCGCACUUAGGCGAUGGAAUUUCCGAUGCCAAGCCAAAAGGACUGCCGUAUCUUUAAGUUCCCAGUUGUUGUAUAUAUUUAGAUAAAUUAACUUGACUUUGAUUUGCCAACCCAUCCGUAUCACAGUGUUGCAAUUAUCAAAUAAAAAAGAGAUUGGAGCUCGGCGGCCGUAAAUUUAUGGCUCGUGAUGCCCAAAAAAUGUUACAAAAAAGUAUAUA